CACGCGGCGGCAUCUGGCCUCACUGGUAUCGAAUUGCUCCCGUCAUAUACACUCUGCUCAGUCUGGAUAGGCGCACGGAAUCUGGGUCGUGUCUAGGAAGGUAACAUGAGCGGACAGGGUGGCCAAGAUGCCAAGUUCUUCCAGCGGGGCAAGAUCCAGGAAUUCCGCGCCGAGCUGGAGGCGGCGGAGACCAAGGACAAGAAGUUCACGAAGCGGAAGACUGUGCUGAAGAAGAUUGUUGCGAAUAUCACUAUGGGCAAUGACAUGUCUCCACUAUUCACUGAUGUCGUACAAUCUCUGGGGACACCAUUGUUGGAAAUCAAGAAGAUGGUCUACCUCUUCCUAGUAUGCUAUGGACGCCAAAAGGCAGACCAGCUACAUCUCGUCAUUCCAAGUUUCCUCCAGGACUGUAACGACCGCAACCCCCUAGUUCGCGCCUUGGCUAUUCGGACUAUGUCCUAUAUACCCACUCCCGUAGUCAUCGAGUCCCUGACCGAUCAGCUACGACAUUGCCUCAAGGACCGCGACCCCUACGUCAGGAAAACUGCUGCGAUUUGUGUCGCGAAACUCUACGCCGCGGAUCCACGGAAGGCGGAGAAGGGUGGCUUCGUGGAGAUGCUACGCGACCUGCUUCUUGACGCAAAUGCAACCGUAGUCGCCAACGCCGUCGCAGCUCUGUCAGAGAUUGGGGAUCGACAAGACGGCGUUAUCUUCAAGCUGAACCUGACGGUGGCAAACAAGCUCUUGACUGCCCUUGGUGAGAGUUCGGAAUGGGGUACCAUAUACAUUCUAGACUCGUUGCUCCGAUAUGUUCCAGAAAAGCACGAAGACGCGGAGAUGAUAGCAGAGCGUGUCAUCGUUCAGCUAAAUCACGCGAACUCUGCUGUUGUCCUGACCGCGAUCAAAGUCCUGCUGUACCUCAUGAACUAUAUGGACAACCGGAAGAUCAUGGAGUACAUCUGUAGGAAGAUGGGCCCACCACUAGUGACCCUGCUAUCCUCGGGACCGGAAGUGCAGUAUGUUGCUCUGCGCAAUAUCCUUCUCAUAAUCCAACGGCGACCAGCCGUGCUCAAGAACGAUGUCAAAGUCUUCUUCUGCAAGUAUAACGACCCUAUAUACGUCAAGCUAGCCAAGCUUGAGAUCAUGUACCGGUUAGCUCGUGAUGAGAACGCGCGAGAAGUCCUAGCAGAGUUGCAAGAGUACGCUUCUGAAGUCGAUGUGGACUUCGUCCGCAAGGCCGUUCGAUCAAUCGGUAGACUCGCGAUCAAGGUCCAAGCCGCAGCGGAUGCUUGCAUACAAGCGCUUCUCGAGCUCAUCGAGACGAAAGUGACCUACGUCGUCCAGGAGGCCGUGAUCGUCAUCAAGGACGUCUUCCGUCGAUACCCAGGCAAGUACGAAGGCAUCAUCCCGACACUCUGCGAGCACCUAGACUCGCUCGACGAGCCCGAGUCCAAGGCCGCGAUGAUCUGGAUCGUCGGGCAGUUCGCGAACCGCAUCGACAACGCCGACGAGCUCAUGGACGAUCUCACAUACACCUUCCUCGAGGACCCCACGGAGGUGCAACUGGCGUUGCUGACCGCUGCGGUCAAGCUGUUCAUCUACAAGCCGCACUCGGACACGACGAAGGCGCUCGUGCACAAGGUGCUGAAGUGGGCGACGGAGGAGGUGGACAACCCGGAUCUGCGCGACCGCGGGUUCAUGUACUGGCGCAUGCUCGCGAUCAACCCCACCGUCGCCGGGCAGGUCGUCCUCGCCGAGAAGCCCCCGAUCACGACAGAUGCCGAUCGUAUGGACCGCGGCGCGCUUGAUCAGCUCCUGCUGCACACCGGGACGCUGGGCAGCAUCUACCACAAGAACCCAGAGACAUUCAUCCGCAACGCUACCGGCAGGGCCCUCACAGACAGCCCAGCCCUCAACCCGCUCUCCCGACAAGUGCUCGUUCCCAUCGCGCGUACCAACCUCCCGCCGACGUCCAUCCACGUCCCAGGCCCGGGGCCUCCAGAGCCGUCCAAGGACGCCCCGGCUACCGCGGACCUGCUGCAGGCGGAAGUGCCGGCAGCACCUUCCAACGGGGCGGUUGGCACGAAUGGCGCGAACGGGUCAAACACCGACCUUAUGGCCACAAGCUCAUCGCAGGAGAGCCCGGAGGACGUUGGAGACGACGACGAGGCGCCCGCUCAAGCACGGCCGUCAGACCCCUACGCGGGCCUCGAUAACGCGUUUGGAGGAUACAUAGGCGACGAGCCGCGACCGCAGGGCAACGACUUGCUGGACAUGCUCUGAGGGGGAGGAGAUGCUGGAGGUGCUUGUAAUUUAAGACCGAGUGUUGUACUUACCAUCCGUUUGCGAGCCUGAUGAUGAUACCAAUGACCACUGC
Trametes versicolor FP-101664 SS1 is the source of this 2377-nucleotide messenger RNA. Its product is annotated as Adaptor protein complex beta subunit. Gene Ontology annotation, biological process: vesicle-mediated transport; intracellular protein transport. The record is from RefSeq and is a predicted model, not a curated record. Lineage: Eukaryota; Fungi; Basidiomycota; Agaricomycetes; Polyporales; Polyporaceae. The transcript is spliced from 10 exons. Gene Ontology annotation, molecular function: clathrin binding. Gene Ontology annotation, cellular component: membrane coat. Bases 106 to 2283 code for a protein of 725 amino acids.